AUGACCGGUUACGGGGCGUUGGCCACGAUGAUGGCGAGCCAUCAGAACACCGAAGCGUUCAGAAGAUUUUCCAGUUUGAACAUGGAGAACAUCCUCCACAUGCAAGCCGAACUUCAACACCUGGAAAUGGUGAUCAGCGAGGUGAGGCAAAUCCCGGAGCUGAAUAGCUUCGACCAACUCUGGAUCGAAUCCCCAGAACAGCUAUCCGAGGAGGGCAUACGUCAAAUCUUUGAGCGGUCAAGGACACUGCUGGACCAGUAUCAUCGAACACUAUUGCAAACAGCAAAGAUCAAUGCGCUGCAGAAUCCCAACAAGGAUAACUUGAAGCUACGCAGACAGUGGUAUGACGAGGAGAGCGGGGGCAAUCAAUUCUUGUACGGAGUUGAAGCGGGCAUAUUCUGUGACGAGAGUAUCGAAGCCGACUUGCUGACGCUGAAGGAAAACCUCGGAAGCAAGGACUCAUUGGCGAACUUCCUCAGUGAAAAAGUGCUGCCGUCGUAUCAUCGCGUGCUGGGCCAUCGGCUUCACCGGUCAAUGGCGGAAAAGGCAUUCGACCGGACCUGGGAGUACAGACCAGAGAGAUUGGUGCAAGUGGGCAAUACGAUUUGCAUGCUGCUGUCGGCGGUUAUUCCGCCGCUGUCAAUUCUGGUCUUGUUCAGUGUCAAGAGCAUGGGGGGCCGGCUGGUGGCAAUUAGCAUGAUGAGUCUGGUGUUUUCAUUGGUGAUGAAUGUCAUUGCUCAGAGACGGGCUGACGUGUUUAUGUCUACAACAGCGUUUGCGGCCGUUCUCGUUGUCUUUGUGGGAAGUGCAAAUGUGAUGGAUGGCUGA
Messenger RNA from Capronia epimyces CBS 606.96, 828 nucleotides. RefSeq lists its product as uncharacterized. The record is from RefSeq and is a predicted model, not a curated record. NCBI's taxonomy places the organism in Eukaryota, Fungi, Ascomycota, Eurotiomycetes, Chaetothyriales, Herpotrichiellaceae. The coding region runs from base 1 to 828 and encodes 275 amino acids. The transcript is spliced from 2 exons.